Molecule: messenger RNA, 822 nt
Organism: Staurois parvus
Lineage: Eukaryota; Metazoa; Chordata; Amphibia; Anura; Ranidae
Source: the annotation of a GenBank genome assembly
CCUCCCCAAAGGUCCGCAGUAUCUGGUCAUCCCCUUUACUGUCCGCAGUCUCUGGUCAUCCCCUGCACUGUGUCCGCAGUCUCUGGUCAUCCCCUGCACUGUGUCCGCAGUCUCUGGUCAUCCCCUGCACUGUGUCCGCAGUCUCUGGUCAUCCCCUGCACUGUGUCCGCAUCAUCCCCUGCACUGUGUCCGCAGUCUCUGGUCAUUCCCUGCACUGUGUCCGCAGUCUCUGGUCAUUCCCUGCACUGUGUCCGCAGUCUCUGGUCAUCCCCUGUACCGUGCUUGCAGUCUCUGGUCAUUCCCUGUACAGUGUCCGCAGUCUCUGGUCUUUUCCUGUACUGUAUCCGCAGUCUCUGGUCUUUUCCUGUACUGUGUCCGCAGUCUCUGGUCUUUUCCUGUACUGUGUCCGCAGUCUCUGGUCACCCCUGUACUGUGUCCGCAGUCUCUGGUCACCUCCUGUACUGUGUCCGCAGUCUCUGGUCACCUCCUGUACUGUGUCCGCAGUCUCUGGUCAUACCCUGUACUGUGUCCGCAGUCUCUGGUCAUACCCUGUACUGUCCGCAGUCUCUGGUAAUCUCCUUUACUGUCUGCAGUCUCUGGUCAUCUGUACUAUGUCCGCAGUCUCUGGUCAUCCCCUGUACUGUGUCCGCAGUCUCUGGUCAUCCCCUGUACUGUGUCCGCAGUCUCUGGUCAUCCCCUGUACUGUGUCCGCAGUCUCUGGUCAUCCCCUGUACUGUGUCCGCAGUCUCUGGUCAUCCCCUGUACUGUGUCCGCAGUCUCUGGUCAUCCCCUGUACUGUGUCCGCAGUCUCUGGUCAUCCCC